UUCAGUUUGCUGAGCGCAGAAAUAGAGUAAGAAAUGCAGAAAAAUGAUUCUAAAAUACUUGAGUUGUGAUUUGUUGCGACGACAAUGCUUGCCAAGCAGUGUAAAUUGUGUGCGGAAUGCGUCGUUAAUUGAGAACAUUAAUGUAAUCGACCGUGAUUUCUUCAAGAAGUUGCUCGGAUUGACCAAUAAGGAGCUGAACAGUCUUCUGGCCAAGCACACCAAAUUUCACAUACUUGAGAAGGAGGAUAUUCAGGCGUCAUUUGAUACUCUACAUGACCUGAAUAUGACUGAUGGGAUCGAUGCGAUCAAGGAAACUCCAGGAAUUCUGACCACAAGCGCAACAACGCUGAAGAAUAGAUAUUCAGUUCUGACCGAGUGUUCCUUCUCCCACGUCAAUAUCAACAUUCUCUACAGAUACAUCUCAGUGAUGAAUAAACCAUUGUCUCUGGUGAAAGUUUACGGACAUAUAGCACCAAAGACGAGCGUUGCUGCCGCUCUAACGCAAUGCAUACAUAUGGACGAGGUGCCGACAGAGGCAAUGCAGCUGGAGGCUAAGGCUUGUCUGAAUGAUCUCAGGCAGUACUUUAUUGGCAUCUUGCUCAGGCGUGAGGUCAAUGCGUCUGAGAAGGAUUUGAAGAGAAUGUGGCGUUCAUACAAGAGACUUCGCCACAGAUCGAUUCAGAACAUUUUAGACACGAUCAAUUUGAUGCGCUCGGAGAUGCAUUUCUCGAAUGAGAAGCUGCUGAAGCAUGGUUACCUUUUGCACGGCGAUCCGGAGAAUAUGCGCAACAUUCUGGCCAUGGAGAAGCUGGCAGGAAUUGACAUUAAGGAGGCACUGGAUCAACAUCCAAAGAUCUUUAUGAGCAAUCAGAAGUCACUCGUACAAAUUGAGCAGAUUUUUAGAGAGAAUGACAUCCCAGACAUCGCAUUGUUCAGGAAUUUGCUGAUCUUUACUCUGGGUCCUCGAACUGUGGCCAAUCGUAUUGCGCAUAUGAAGCAGAUUGAUGAGUUUCGCGUGCUGCUCAAUCAUCCGCGCAUCGGACGAUUGAUUUACUAUCAAAACAAGGCUAUUCAUCGGCUGAAUUACCUGAAGGAGAACAAGAUCUUCUGUGCAUCGCUCAACGUCCUCUCCAGCGAUCUGGAGACCUUCGAAAAAUACGCUCAGAAUGGAAUUGACGCGACGAAAGGGCGUGAAAUCGUCGUAAUGCUCAGCAAGAAGUUGAACCGUAAAGUCAGUGAGAUCCGAAAAUACGUCUGCAGACAUCCAAAUUGGUGUCACAUCCCGCUCUUGUCUGUUGCCAUAGUUUACGAGCAUCUGACCGAGACGGGAUACUCAGAGACAGACAUUUUCAACAACAUCCACAUCCUCUUCUACCCGCUGAAUGAGAUCCUGAAGACAACUCAAGCCAUCGAACAGGACGAGGUGGAGUUCGUCAAGGAUAUCGACUGGCGAUUGCUGUCCAAGAGUCAGUUUCUCGCUCUCAUUCUGUACAUCAUUGAGAUUGACUUCCACUUUGCUGGCGACGGUGUUUGGUCAUCGAAAUAUAUACAAGGUGACUCCUCAAUGCAGGAGAAGAGCGAAGAAAUGCAAACGAGUGUUUAGAUUAGAUUGAGAUGAAUAUAGACAAUAAAAGACAUAAAAGAAGUUUAAGGAAGUGAUCGUGAGGUUGGUAAGUGGUCGUAUUUUUGAAAUUUUAAACAACAACUUU
Molecule: messenger RNA, 1709 nt
Organism: Phlebotomus argentipes
Lineage: Eukaryota; Metazoa; Arthropoda; Insecta; Diptera; Psychodidae
Gene: mTerf5
Product: transcription termination factor 5, mitochondrial
Exons: 3
Coding region: 44-1603 (519 amino acids)
Biological process (GO): regulation of DNA-templated transcription; termination of mitochondrial transcription
Cellular component (GO): mitochondrial matrix
Molecular function (GO): double-stranded DNA binding
Source: RefSeq, a predicted model, not a curated record